AUGAAUACCCUGCGAGAUCUGGCGACGAACCCUGACCAUACAAAAUGGAUGUAUCCGCUGCUGCUUGUUGCGGACGCCGCGCUGUGCGGUUUAAUCAUAGAAUUCGUGCCUUAUACAGAAAUCGACUGGAAAGCCUACAUGGAGCAGAUUGCGAUUUUCAAUAAAGGCGAAAGAGAUUAUAAACUUAUUGAGGGCGGCACAGGGCCGUUGGUGUAUCCCGGCGCGCACGUCCUGAUUUACCGGAUUCUGUAUUGGUUGACCGAUAAGGGGACGAACAUACAGCUUGCCCAGUACAUUUUCGCGCUUGUGUAUCUUUUCACGUUGGCGAUUGUACUACAAUGUUAUCGUAACGCGAAGGUUCCGCCAUAUGUGUUUCCGCUGCUGAUUCUCUCGAAGCGGCUGCACAGUAUUUUCGUGUUGAGAUGCUUCAAUGAUUGUUUUGCGGUACUUGGCCUGUUCGCGGCGAUCUACUGCUAUCAGACGAAGAACUGGCAUUGGGGCAGCUUUCUCUACACGACGGGGCUGAAUGUUAAGAUGAGCCUGCUGCUACCGCUGCCAGCCAUGGGAAUCAUCUUUCUGCAGGCGUUGGGGUCGACCGAGGCGAUCACGCAGGCUAUGAUUAUUUUGCAAGUCUCGGUUGCCUAUGGGUACCCCUUCCGCAAACGAGCACCAUCCUACUUCGCCAGAGCUUUUGAACUAACACGCCAAUUCCUCUACAAAUGGACUGUUAACUGGCGCUUUGUUCCCGAAUCCACCUUCCUUUCCAAACCCUUCGCCCUUGGCCUGCUCGCGGCGCAUGUGGGUCUCUUAUACUGGUUCGCCCGCACCCUUUGGAUGAAGCCCUCAAGGCGCGGGCCCCGUGAGUUCCUGCGUAUGAUCUGGGACGAACCUCGCGAUCAGGGCCAGAUCUCGCGAAGAAUAACACCUAACUUCAUCAUGACGGCCAUACUCUCCGCCGUCGCGAUUGGCAUGCUCUGCGCCCGGUCAUUGCACUAUCAAUUCUAUGCCUAUCUUGCAUGGACAACGCCUUUCUUACUUUGGAAAGCAGGCUUCCAUCCGGUGGUACAGUAUGCGCUGUGGGGCGUGCAGGAGUGGGCGUGGAACGUGUAUCCCAGCACACCGCUGUCCUCGGCAACGGUUGUGGGUGUGCUCGCGACAACGAUCGUGGGCGUAUGGUGGGGCACUCGCAAGGAGUUCGAAGCCGCGGAGGCGAACGGAAAGCCUGUGGGCGCCAACGAGCAUGCACACGCAGAGUAG
This is a messenger RNA of Didymosphaeria variabile, 1257 nucleotides long. Its product is annotated as dolichyl-P-Man:Man(5)GlcNAc(2)-PP-dolichol alpha-1,3-mannosyltransferase. Gene Ontology annotation, cellular component: endoplasmic reticulum. Gene Ontology annotation, molecular function: dol-P-Man:Man(5)GlcNAc(2)-PP-Dol alpha-1,3-mannosyltransferase activity. Bases 1 to 1257 code for a protein of 418 amino acids. NCBI's taxonomy places the organism in Eukaryota, Fungi, Ascomycota, Dothideomycetes, Pleosporales, Didymosphaeriaceae. The transcript is spliced from 4 exons. The record is from RefSeq and is a predicted model, not a curated record.